AUGGUUUCCCUCAGGCGUCCUCUGCUUCGUCGCCUGCUGCUGUCAGCCAUGUUGGCCCUGCUCCUCUUCCUCAGCUCCUUCUGGCUCCCUCAGAGUGGAGGAUCCAGGUGUGGAGGCUCCGGAGAGCCAUGCUUCUCCCAGAGCUCCCAGCCUCCAGUGGCUCCUGCCAGGUGGGCGGAGCCAGACGAAGCCCCGCCCCUCAUCAAGGACUGCCCCGGCCAAUCGUUUCAGGCCAGGCUGCUGCUGCUGCACCUGAGGUCGAGUCUGUCCCAGGAGGACGACGUCCUGCUGGACGCCUACCUGCAGGGCUGGGACCAGCUGCUCAGAUUCAUGGAGUCUCUGGGCUCCAUGGUCAGCCUCUUCUCUCAGAAAGUGAAGGAAAAAGUGGAUUUGAUCCGACAGCUGUCAAUCAAACAGCCCUCAAAGGAUGAUGGGAAAUCGGUUCACAACGAGGCGUACCGCUCCGUUCGCUCCAUGGUGGAGGCGGAGCUAAAAGAGGGCGUGGUCAGCUUCUCCCACCGCACGGACUCGGGCUGCCGCACGCUGCUGCGUCUCCACCGCUCGCUGCUGUGGCUCAAACUGAUGCUGGAGGGUCUGUCCGAGGGACCAGACGCCGAGGGACGCUACCGGACCCCCGGAGAGCUCUGCAGGGAGGCCUACCAGCAGGCGCUGGCCCCCCACCACCCCUGGUUCCUGCAGCGAGCGGCGGAGCUGGUGUUCCUGGCGCUGCCCGAGCGCCGCUUCUUCCUGCAGCUAGUGUGUGUGGAGCGGCAGGAGGAAGCCACGCCCACCCUGCGCGUCCUCAUCCACGCCCUGACGCAGGUCCACGGCCGCACGCAGCGCAUCCUGGAACAGAACCGCAUGCUGGAGCUGCCCUGA
Messenger RNA from Salarias fasciatus (jewelled blenny), 879 nucleotides. It is a transcript of the gene gltpd2a, whose product is annotated as glycolipid transfer protein domain containing 2a. NCBI's taxonomy places the organism in Eukaryota, Metazoa, Chordata, Actinopteri, Blenniiformes, Blenniidae. Gene Ontology annotation, cellular component: cytoplasm; cytosol; membrane. The record is from RefSeq and is a predicted model, not a curated record. The transcript has 6 exons. Gene Ontology annotation, biological process: intermembrane lipid transfer; ceramide transport. Gene Ontology annotation, molecular function: ceramide 1-phosphate binding; ceramide 1-phosphate transfer activity. The coding region runs from base 1 to 879 and encodes 292 amino acids.